GAUUUUGGGAUUCCGUGCAAUAAACAGAAGUGUGUGUUUAUCCGACGUGCAAUUAACUGGCUUCUACUGUAUACGGGUGAGGAAGAAAUCGUCCAUAUCUCAUUCAUGACAAAAUUGUUUUGCAUAAUGUUCAAUUUGCAGGAACAUUUCUUGAAUGUACAUUAUGAUUUUGCAAGAAAAUCAAACUUUUACACCCUGGAACUCCGGCUUUGCCAACAUUAUAAUGAACUUUAUGCGUUGCAAUAGAACCUCGCUAGAAGGCGCUAAUGUCAGCAAAGGUGUCAAAAGGCCAAAGUUCAUUGUUGGGUCAGCUCGCUAUCAGGAGAGCGGGCGAAAGUUUAUUACUCUCACUUAUUUCGUGAUUUUUGCCGACUUUUGUGAUCUGUAUGCGUGCCGGGUGUGUUGUAGGACUGUGUAGCGCCAUACUGACGGUACUGUGUGUAGUUUGGGGUGAAGAAAGCGACGUUAGUGGCCUGGACUCGUGUGAAGGGGGCGGGGCCAGGUGUGAAGACGUGGACUUACAGCAGGACAGGUACACAACAUGUCUUUAACCAGCUGAUGUCUGCUUCUGUGCGGGCUGCAGCUCGAGCCAUGCGGGCCGUCGUUGUGAGGGAGUUCGGCGGGCCGGAGGUUCUCAAGGUCGAAGAGGUCGCCGUUCCACAGGCUGAAGGCAAACAGGUUUUGAUCAAAGUCUCUGCCGUCGGAGUGAACCCAGUGGAAACCUACAUCCGGAGUGGCACACACAACAUCAAGCCACCCCUGCCCUGGACCCCCGGCUGUGAUGUUGCUGGGGUGGUGGAGGAGGUUGGCAAGGAGGCUACCAAGUUUCAGAAAGGAGACCGUGUGUUCACCAGAGGCAGCGUGACAGGAGCCUAUGCUGAGUUCACCGUGGCGGAAGAGGACACGACCUUCAGGCUGGCGGAUCGGCUGUCGUUCCAGCAGGGCGCCGCCAUCGGGGUGCCGUACAUGACCGCGUACCGGGCGCUGUUUCACAGGACCCAUGGCAAGCCUGGUGAGACUGUGCUGGUCCAUGGGGCAAGUGGAGGGGUCGGCUUGGCUGCUGUUCAGCUGGCAAAGGCUCAUGGGAUGGUUGUCAUGGGAACGGCAGGCAGCAGUGAGGGGAUGGAGCUUGUGAAGAAGAACGGAGCGGCGCAUGUCUUCAACCAUAGGGAGGAGGGGUACAUGGACAAGAUCAUGGCAGCCACAGCAGGAGUAGGGGUGGACUUAAUUAUUGAGAUGCUGGCAAACGUGAACCUGGAGAAAGAUUUGGAGUUGCUGGCCAGGCACGGGCGGGUGGGGGUUGUAGGCAAUAGGGGACCGACCCAGAUCAACGCUCGUGCAGCCAUGACCAAAGAAACCUCCAUCAUAGGCGUAAUGCUGUACCAUAUGGAUGCGACGGAACUCGGUGAGACAGUGGCAGCCCUGUACGCAGGCUUCACCCAGGGCACCCUGAACCCUGUUGUGGGGAGGGAGUAUAGCCUGGAACAGGCUCCUGAGGCCCAUAAGGACAUCAUAGAGACUAAGUCUGCCAUGGGCAAAGUUGUGCUCACCGUAUAAAGUAAUGCUGUACUUCAGUUUAAAGAUUAUCAUAAUGUGCAUGGAAACAGUCACUGACUUAAGAUAACAGUUGUUAUCUGCAGCGUCUGAUCAUUUCCAAAACCAUAUCCAUUUGCUUGAGUAAUUGCUAUUUGGGGUAUGAAAAGUUCAUGGGAAAGUUGUGCUCACCAU
This is a messenger RNA of Branchiostoma floridae (Florida lancelet), 1728 nucleotides long. Its product is annotated as zeta-crystallin-like. The record is from RefSeq and is a predicted model, not a curated record. The coding region runs from base 559 to 1557 and encodes 332 amino acids. Gene Ontology annotation, cellular component: cytosol. The transcript has 9 exons. Gene Ontology annotation, molecular function: NADPH binding; quinone reductase (NADPH) activity; zinc ion binding. NCBI's taxonomy places the organism in Eukaryota, Metazoa, Chordata, Leptocardii, Amphioxiformes, Branchiostomatidae.